AUGAAGUUGUCGCUCAAUAUUAUGGCUGUCAUGGCCAGUUUGACCAUGAUUUGCACAGCACAGUCCUCGUUAAUCCCCAGGGGUUCAUCCGCCGCUCUUUUAGCGGCCGCAGAAGCAUCAUAUCCGACUUGCUCGCUAAAAUGUAUGGCAAAAGCUAUUCCUACGUCUGGAUGUGAUGCGACAGAUGUGGUGUGUCUUUGCACAAACGCUGAAUUACAAGAGAGCAUCACACUCUGCGCGAUGCAAAGCUGUACUGUUUUUGAACUUUUAACUACCAAAAAUGUUACCGAGACCAUGUGUAGCGCACCGGUACGGGACAGGAGGAAAGACGGCGAGUAUAUUGGUGUUAUUGGAGGUUGUGUUGCCUUGCUAGCCUUCUUUGGACGGUUGCUGGCUACCGUUCUGAAAGUAAGGCAAUGGGGUAUGGAUGACUGGGCAAUGUGUGCUGUUGUGGCUUUGGCGACUCCUCCAACUGUUUUCUCUGUCAUCUUGGCCAACAAUGGUCUCGGAAAAGAUAUGUGGACAUUGACAGCUGAUGAAAUCACAACUGUUUUAUUUUACUAUGUUCUCGGCGAAUGUUUCUAUCUUGCCGCAAUGGCCAUGACUAAAGUUACAUUCUGCCUUCUUUUUCUUCGAGUAUUUCGCGAGAAGCCCUUCAUCUAUUAUGUUUGGGGCACACUCGGACUUUCUGUUGCCUAUGGUGUUAGCUUUGUGGCAGCAACAAUCUUCCAAUGCUGGCCGGUUAGCUAUGGAUGGCAUCAAUGGGAUGGCUUGCACACCGGAACUUGUAACAACAUCCAUCUCCAAGGAUGGCUAAGUUCUAUUAUCAACAUCGUUUUGGAUAUUAUAGUUAUUGGCCUGCCAUUGAAAAAACUUUCUCAACUGGUCAUGUCUCCAACCAAAAAAAUAACUAUUAUGUUUAUGUUCUCUUUAGGACUAUUCGUUACUGCAGUAAGCAUCAUACGUCUUCAAUCACUCAUUCAAUUUGCCAACACAACAAAUAUAACCUGGGACUACAGUCCAGCGGCAUAUUGGAGUACUCUCGAAAUGCACGUUGGCAUAUUCUGCGGGUGCUUGCCAGCAUUACGACCUCUACUGAAUAUGAUAAUGCCAAAAUUACAGACAACUGCCGCAGUGAGCACUCAAAGAACUGCGGGGACAACUGGCAAGAGAUCAUUCAUGAGCUCUAAAGCUUCAGCGCCGAAGAGGACCGAGAAGGGUGACUUCAUUCCACUUGAUGAUGUCGAUGCUUCGAGCACAAAGUUCUUGACCAGUCCUCAUUGCAACGCUGUCUAA
This is a messenger RNA of Botrytis deweyae, 1296 nucleotides long. RefSeq lists its product as uncharacterized. The transcript has 9 exons. The record is from RefSeq and is a predicted model, not a curated record. Bases 1 to 1296 code for a protein of 431 amino acids. Lineage: Eukaryota; Fungi; Ascomycota; Leotiomycetes; Helotiales; Sclerotiniaceae.